CAAUUAUGCUAGACCCUGAGAAACGGGGCUGACGUUGUGGAUUAAUCAGCCCCAGAUCUGGGAAGAACCGGAGUUUGAGAGGUUUCCACGAGCUUCGGAGCUCCGCGGGAAUGAUUGCUCAGCACUGGGCAUACCCUCUAACCAGAUUGGAGGUUCCUGCUGGAUUAUUAAAAGCAUAAUGGGGUGAAAACCGGACUUGUCCCCCAGACUUGACUCUUUUGAGUGGGUACGGGAGACCACAAGGACCAGAAAUGCCGAGAAUGCAAGCACGCAAUCACGCAAUUUCAGGCACCAAGGCACCAACAAGCACGCCAUCGAAUUUUCAAGGACCCACUCGAGACCCCGAUGUCGUGCUCAAAUGAAAUGGCGGCUAGGGAAAUCGGAAGUAUGUCAGGCACGCUGAAAAAUCACAUCAUUGCCUCAUAGCCUAUAUUAUUCGGAGCCUGGCCUUUGCUUCUUCUUCCCAUUAUCAUCUCCAUAUCCGUUUUCGGUGCUUCAAUUCCCUGUUGUGUAUAGUUAAACACCUUACCCUAGGCGUUUAUACUUCUAUUCCUUUUACACAUUACUCUUUGUGCACGCUUUCAAAAUGCCGGCCAAGAUGCCUGUCCAGUACCCCUCCGAUGGAGAGGGCAUUGACUCUCGUGACAACAUGACCGAGUCUGGCUAUGUCAGCGGUGGCUCUUCUAGUGAAGAAUACAUCCCAGAGAUUGUCUUCACCAAGCCUCAUCUUCAGUUCUUGAACCGCCAGUUGCAGUUCCUUGAGCCCCAAGAUAUCUUGAGAUGGUGCAUUACAUCACUCCCUCAUCUCUUUCAGACUACUGCCUUUGGUCUUACUGGCCUGGUAACUCUGGAUAUGUUGUCCAAACUGGAAGUUCCCCGCCCCCAGAUGGUGGAUCUUAUCUUCCUCGAUACGCUGCACCACUUCUCCGAGACCCUUAACCUGGUCGACCGGGUCCGCAAGCGUUACCCGUUGAACAAUGUCCACGUGUACAAGCCUGCCGGUGCCGAGACUGCUGCCGAAUUCGAAUCUAAGUAUGGCGCCCGUCUGUGGGAGGUCGAUGACCAGCUCUACGAUUGGGUUGCCAAGGUUGAGCCUGCCCAGCGUGCCUACCGCGAAUUGAAUGUCCACGCCGUUCUGACUGGUCGUCGCCGCAGCCAGGGUGGCAAGCGUGGUGAUCUCGACGUUAUUGAAGUUGACGAGGCUGGCCUUAUCAAGAUCAACCCCAUGGCCAACUGGUCCUUUGACCAGGUCAAGCAGUACGCUCGUGACAACAACGUCCCCUACAACGAGCUCCUCGACCGUGGCUACAAGAGUGUCGGUGACUGGCACUCCACCCAGCCCGUUGCUGAGAACGAGGAUGAGCGCUCUGGUCGCUGGAAGGGUCAGCAGAAGACCGAGUGUGGUAUUCACAACCCCCGCUCCAAGUAUGCUCAGUACCUGAUGGAGAUGGAGCGCAAGCGCCAAGAGGAAGCUUUGACAUCCGCAUUGAACGCUCAGCUUUCUGCUGCUCAAUGA
Penicillium pulvis is the source of this 1516-nucleotide messenger RNA. RefSeq names its product phosphoadenylyl-sulfate reductase (thioredoxin) (gene met16). The transcript is spliced from 2 exons. The record is from RefSeq and is a predicted model, not a curated record. Gene Ontology annotation, cellular component: cytoplasm. Lineage: Eukaryota; Fungi; Ascomycota; Eurotiomycetes; Eurotiales; Aspergillaceae. The coding region runs from base 587 to 1516 and encodes 309 amino acids. Gene Ontology annotation, molecular function: phosphoadenylyl-sulfate reductase (thioredoxin) activity.